Messenger RNA from Hyalella azteca, 4025 nucleotides. RefSeq names its product protein mothers against dpp (gene Mad). Gene Ontology annotation, biological process: transforming growth factor beta receptor signaling pathway; BMP signaling pathway; anatomical structure morphogenesis. Lineage: Eukaryota; Metazoa; Arthropoda; Malacostraca; Amphipoda; Hyalellidae. Gene Ontology annotation, molecular function: RNA polymerase II cis-regulatory region sequence-specific DNA binding; I-SMAD binding; DNA-binding transcription factor activity, RNA polymerase II-specific. Gene Ontology annotation, cellular component: heteromeric SMAD protein complex. The coding region runs from base 595 to 2037 and encodes 480 amino acids. The transcript is spliced from 8 exons. The record is from RefSeq and is a predicted model, not a curated record.
AGGUGACUCGUAACUGCUACUCUCAAUUCAUGCCUACUUUUUGAAUGAAUUAAAUUUAAGCUUUUCGUGGUGCUUCUCAUUAUCUCGUUAAUGCAACGAUUCCCAAACCCCCUCGUAAUGGUUAUUAUUUAUUAAUAUAAGUUCUGAAUACUUUUGAUCAAAGUUCUCACAUGAAAAUUAUUUUGGUCUAUUAGAAACGUUGCUGAAUAAUAAGAAAAGUAAGCAAGAUAAAGUAGAAAACCACAGCAUUCAAGUUGAAUCAAAGAAAGCGAUGAAUUAUUAGUGUCAAAGAUUGAAGUAAAGUGAAGAUAGGAGAAAAGUGAAGAUUGAAGUACAGUGAAGACUGAAGUAAAGUGAAGGUUGAAGUAAAGUGAAGAUUGAAGUAAAGUGAAGAUUGAAGUAAAGUGAAGAUUGAAGUAACGUGAAAAUUGAAGUAAAGUUAAAAUUGAAGUAAGGUGAAGAUUGAAGUAAAGUGAAGAUUGAAGUAAGGUGAAGAUUGAAGUAAAGUGAAGAUUGAAGUAACGUGAAGGUUGAAGUAAAGUAAAGUUCCAAGUGUUUCUUGAGCAAGUAAUGCGCUGAAGCUGCAGUCGCACGAUGGCCACGCUGAACUCUCUGUUCUCGUUCACGUCGCCGGCGGUGAAGAAACUCUUGGGCUGGAAACAAGGCGACGAGGAGGAGAAGUGGGCCGAGAAGGCUGUCGAGAGUCUCGUCAAGAAGUUGAAGAAGUCCAAGGGCGCCGUUGAGGAGCUGGAAAGGGCUUUAUCCAACCCGGGCCAGCCUUCCAAAUGCGUCACUAUCCCCAGGAGCCUGGAUGGGCGUCUGCAGGUGUCGCACCGCAAGGGCUUGCCACACGUCAUCUACUGCAGGGUGUGGCGCUGGCCAGACCUGCAGAGCCAUCACGAACUCAAGCCGCUCGAGCACUGCCAGUACCCCUUCAGCGCCAAGCAGAAGGAGGUCUGCGUCAACCCCUACCACUACAAGAGGGUUGAGAGUCCUGUGCUGCCGCCUGUGCUGGUGCCCCGACACUCAGAGUAUGCCCCCGGGCACUCGAUGCUUCCCUUCAACAACCAGCAAGUUAACGACGUGUCCAUGCCCGCCAACAUGAGCUACUCCCACAACGGCUUCGUCGCUGCCGGGUCCUCGCCCCCACCGCCAUCCAUGUCACAAGCUUCGACGUCGAACUCCCUGGCGUCGAAUGAUAGCCUGGGGCGCCUUGGGGGCUCGUCCCCCGUGGGGAGCGUCAGCCCUGCCUCCUCCUCCUGCUUCUCCCCCGACAGCGCCUACAGCACUUCGCUUACUGACGGCUUGUCCCCGCCCUACACCAACUCUGCUGAUGACCUCAAGCAGGACACCGCCAUGGAAGUGAUACAGUCGCCGCUCACCUCCUCUAUACCUCCCUCCAUAUCAUCGCCUAGCUUCAUGCCCGUAGAAUAUCAGGAAGCAGAGAGCUGGUCGAGUAUCGCGUAUUAUGAGCUCAACAACAGAGUCGGUGAAGUGUUCCACGCCACCACCUCCUCUGUUAUCGUCGACGGCUUCACAAACCCAAGUCACAAUUCCGAAAGAUUUUGUCUCGGCCUCUUAUCCAACGUCAACAGAAACUCCACCAUCGAGAAUACGAGAAGACACAUUGGUAAAGGAGUCCACUUGUACUACGUCGCCGGCGAGGUGUACGCGGAGUGUCUUUCAGACUCGGCAAUUUUCGUGCAGUCGCGUAACUGUAACCAUCAUCACGGCUUCCACCACUCGACCGUGUGCAAAAUCCCACCCAACUGCUCUCUCAAAAUAUUCAAUAACCAAGAGUUUGCUCAGCUGCUCUCGCAAAGCGUAAAUCAUGGCUACAGGGCCGUCUUCGACCUCACCAAGAUGUGCACUAUUCGGAUGUCGUUUGUGAAGGGCUGGGGCGCUGAGUACCACAGACAAGAUGUCACCAGCACGCCAUGUUGGAUUGAAAUCCACUUGUCAGGGCCGCUCAAGUGGCUCGACACCGUCAUCACGCAGAUGGGCGCUCCCAACGACGUUAUUUCUUCUGUUACGUAAAGGCUCGUCAGCUCGCCCUCCCCUUCAUGCACGCUUCAUUCUCAUCUCCCCGAUCAGGAAACUUCGGGAUAUUUCUCAGUGUAAUUUAAUGCAUCGAUGUUUUCAUGCGUGAAGUUCGUCAUCAUUGGCCGUUUGUGUGCAUCAUUGAUUUGUUGCAUCAAGUGAUGGUUGAUGAGUUCCUUAUCACGGAUUAGUUGUGUACAGAGCUUUAGUUCCUGCCACAUCGUGCAUACGUAAUCAAUAUUCCUCAAUAUUCUGAUCGACUCCAAAAUCUGUAGAAGAGCCGCUUCGUAGCCAGAAAUAUUUGGGCGAUGGCACGGCUGUUGCUUUAGAGAACGCCAAUAAAAUAUUGGUGCCAGGCCGAUUCUGAGAAUUGCUUUGGACCUCAUCUCAGCCGCCAUAGUCCACAGAAUAUCUGCAGGUUUAUUGGGAUUUGGUGCGAUUUCCAUGACGGAGCUGUCCCAGUUUAACGUGCAAUUCGAGUGCAAUUUGCUUUAAUCUGACAUCAUGCUGAUCUUUGCUUAGAGUAAAGCAUUGCUGUCUCGAGAAAUUAUUUAUUUGUUAAAGUCAGCGAUGUUCAUGUUCGCAGUUCUUAAUUAAUGUAUGAAAUUGUGCUCCUUCGUGACAGACUCAUGCUUCAUGUCUGUUGCAUAGCAGCGCCUGACCUUCCCCCCUGAACGCGUAGUCUCGAACAGCUCCGCUGAAGUUUGCUCCUCGGUAGUCUCAUUGAAAAGCUCAAGUGGAUUCUAGAGCAUCACUAAAGACCGAAAAACGAGACUAAAUAACUUGAACAAAUUGUCAUACAAGACAAAAAACAGAAUGUAUCGCUAUAGGUUUUUUUUUUGUUGUGCUAUCCUGAAACCAAAUAUCUGCAAGCUGCAUCGACCAAACAUGAAGCCUUACGCAUCUGCCUGUCUGUUGACCUCAUCAGCGCCUUAUUAUUGCUAUCGCGAAUAUUAGUAUUAUUUGAUAGAUGAUUCUGCAUCUUUAUCCCACACAUCUCAGUCGUUGAUUAAGUUACCUACGUCGUUUGCAUAGAUUAUGUUCGUUCUGGGCUAAUGAACCUUUCUCCUACACAAAAUAUUCUUCGUCGGCACCUAACUUACACUUGUAUAGAAUUGCAUGCCGUAUCUUUCUUCUUCAUUUCGUCUUUUUAACGAUAAGAUCAUGUGUAAUUAGUCACGGUGUGUUCGAGUCUUCUCAGUCCGCAAAUUCGUCCCUAGGAACAUGCCUAGAAAGAUGAAGCUGGUACUAAGGAGACAUUAAUAGAGUUAAUAAUAGUUAAUAGACACUUAGAAACUCUAGCAGCCGGCGAGAAGUGGCAUAUGCGGUGGGGUUUUGAUGACUUUGUUUAUCCGGUGUGUCGCUUGGAUCUCCUUCCCAGCUAAAAUUUUUGACCAAUAUAAUUAUAAGAAAUGUUGAUAAAAUGUAAGUAUUCUUAGGAGGAAAAAGUUGUGCCAUAAGUUCGUAAGUGAAAGUAACUGAAUCUUGCAAUAAAUGUAGCCAUUAAUAAGCCUAUGGAAGUUUAAUUUAUAAAUUAUGACUUUUCGCAUGUCUCUGGUCUGUUUUAUCAGGUAGAAAUAUCUUUUUUACAUUCAUUGAAUUAAGGUUUGUAAAUCUGCUUGAAAAAUUUACUUUUAACUCCAAGCGAUGUAUUCCGGUAAGGCUGUUCCUGACUUCUUUCAUUUUGAGUUUCGGAAAAAAAUUCUGGCUGUUCUUAUUUUUAGGUGUAUUAAAGUAUAUUUACUGCAAUGUGUAAGAGGACCUCAAAAUAUCGCUCUUAACUUUGGACAAGUUUGAGGCGUAAGUCAUGCCUCGCCUUGAUAAUUAUUUGUAGUUCUGCAUUGUCUGUUUAAUCAAAGAAUUCCAAGCACUGGUAAGGGGAAGAAAAAUAUUUCCUCUUCUUUUUGAGCCCUUCACAUAAAUUACGAGAUGGUUAAAUCGUUUGAAUCAUGAAGCAUAAGCCAUAAGAAGCGUGCAAAGUAAAA